Perca flavescens (yellow perch) is the source of this 3083-nucleotide messenger RNA. It is a transcript of the gene fth1b, whose product is annotated as ferritin, heavy polypeptide 1b. The record is from RefSeq and is a predicted model, not a curated record. Gene Ontology annotation, biological process: iron ion transport; intracellular iron ion homeostasis. Gene Ontology annotation, molecular function: ferrous iron binding; ferric iron binding. Gene Ontology annotation, cellular component: cytoplasm. The coding region runs from base 1039 to 1572 and encodes 177 amino acids. NCBI's taxonomy places the organism in Eukaryota, Metazoa, Chordata, Actinopteri, Perciformes, Percidae. The transcript is spliced from 5 exons.
UGUAGGUUUCAACUUUUGGUUGGAUGUGGUAAUACAUGACACCUAAGGAAAGUAAAUGCAUAUAUCCAGUUGAGAUGGCAUACUGUGACUGAAGUUCAUGUUUAUGACUAAAAUCUGUCUAUCAGUAAAGUGUUAAAUAUUCAGCCUUCUGCUGCAAGCUUUUGGCUCUGGUUAGCAGAAGGCUCGAGUAUUAACAUUUACUGAGAUCUUAUUAUGGAAUCCAAUACACCUGAACAUUUCUGUGGCUUUUAAAGCACUGCACACAGCAGUUGCAGUUAUUUUAGCUGAUUGGACCUCUGCUCAGGUUUCUGGACUCUGUACUAAUAAGAAUGUUAAAAGUAAUUUUUUUCACAGGUGCUAAAGAGUUAGUCAGGGAGAUGUCAACCACAUCUCUGUCUGAUAGGUGGUUGAAUCAGUCCAAAUGAAAUUACCUGUGUAGCAUGGGGUUUGCAGGGUCUUUUAAAUUAAACAUUUUAUUUCAGCCAACUUGUAUUGAUAGAUGCCCUUUUGAUUAGGAACUUCCACAUGUUUCUAUCCCAGUAGUAGUAUUUCAUUUUUUUAUGGCAGAAAUUUUGAUUUGCUUACCUAUCUAGUGGAGAUCCAUGUCAGGCAAGUGUCCUGGAAAUGUACUUGAGCUUUAUCAACAAAUCAUUACUUUAAGGCAUCAUGUACUACACCAGAUCACUGGAACUGUAACAUCUGAAUGGAAUGUAGCCAUUUAACAUGUUUACACAUGCGUUUUCCUGCUAUGGCAUGUCAAACUGUCUACCACAUAAAAUGACCUAUACAUUUAAAAUGACCUAUGUCACCCAGCAGCCCAUAACAAAAUGGCUUAAUAUUUGAUUGUACCAUCAAAAUAAAUUGAUGGUUGUAAGCAUUGUCUGUAAAUAUUAGUCUAUGGUUAUUAAUUGGCAAUUUGCCGACAUGGAGGUAAAGUCCUUAAAGAGCUCAGAAAAAUCUACAACUGGGCAAAAGUCAUCUGCUGAGGAAGACCUAUUAUAAAAAGCUCCAGAACAGCAACUGAAUGGACCUCGUGAAAUGAGUUCGCAAAUCCGACAAAACUUUCACCAGGACUGCGAGGCUGCCAUUAACAGACAGAUAAAUCUGGAGCUCUAUGCCUCUUAUGUUUAUCUCUCUAUGGCAUACUAUUUUGAUAGGGAUGAUAAAUCUCUAUCAAAUUUUGUAAAGUUUUUUCAUGCACAGUCCAAAGAGGAGCACGAACAUGCAGAGAAAUUGAUGAGUCUUCAGAACAAGCGGGGAGGCAGAAUUUUUCUGCAGGACAUCAGGAAACCUGAUAGAGAUGAGUGGGGAAGCAGCCUGGAGGCUUUGGAGUGUUGCUUGCAGCUGGAGAAAAGUGUAAACCAAUCCCUGCUGGACCUGCAGAAAAUGGCGACUGAACACAAUGAUCCCCAUUUGUGCGACUUCAUAGAAACACAUUUUCUGGAUGAGCAGGUCAAAUCUGUCAAACAGCUCGCUGACUGGAUAUCCAACCUGCGUCAGAUGGGAGCCCCUCAGAGCGCCAUGGCUGAGUACCUCUUUGACAAACACACCAUGGCUGACCAAGGCAGUUAAAAGACACUGAUGAUUAUCCUGGUCAAUGCUGCAUGCCACCCUGUCCCUGCAUGUAAUAGAGAUAAGGCUGCUUAUUUAGUUUGUUAGCUGUCAAUCAACUGCAAAAUUUACAAAAGGCAUAGAUGGCUCUCUAAACUGGACUACUGCAGACCACACUUCAUGUUACACACCAGAUUACAAUGGAUAUAAUGUUGAUGUUUUAUAGAAUUAAUGACUGUGAAAACAUUAAUACAUGCCAGUUAUGUGUUCAUACUUCCUGAUAUUUUACUGGUUGUUUCUGUGUAUUUGGAGUUUACAAAGUGUGGUGGCUAAAACACUACAAUUUAAUGUCUGAGCUGAACUUUAAAGUGCUUUUUUUAAUAUUUGCUUAUUUGAGCAAUAAGUAUAUGGCGGCUGGACUGUGCCAAUGUAAUAUUUCAAUGCUUUUAAUACAAAUUACAAUUAUAUGAAAAUGUAUCAUUCAGUUUGUACUAUCUGUGUAUGUUAUUUUAAAAAUAGAUUUGCAAAAUAAUUAGACAUGUUUACUUUAAGGUACUUCAUUCUACACCUUUAAUAUAUGAUCCACAUUUGUCUCCUGAUUUAGCAUUUGCAUCUUCUUCUCAUAGUUAUACCUAAUUACCAUAUUCUCAUAUAAUAUUUGUACACUAUUGUUCCUGCAAAGACUGUGUUAUUGAGGAUAUUUAAAGGGGUGGGAGUCCUGAAAAUUGAAGCUGGCCAUCAUUUUACCUGCUGCUGAUUCUGUGUUGUACUUAUUUUAUUGGUAGACACAUUAGUAAAUGUAAUAAUUCACCAUUAAAUCAAUUAUUGAUAAAUAACUACCAGGGAUACAAUUAGAAUAACACACUUAACAUUCCACUUAACCCUCCAUGUUUUUUGUUAUUUUACCUUUUUAAAUGCAUCAGAUUUGAGUUGCAUCCCUCAUAUUUAUGGGUUAACUACAUACUGUAUAGUGACUGUGUAAGAUGACUGUAGUUGCUUUAAAUUAAUGUUAUCUGAACGCACUGAUUUGGACAGGCAAGUGAAAUCCAUGAAAUGUUUCUAACUAUUUUUUGGUGGGACGGGUCGGUUCUCUCUGCAUUUGCCUUAUAUAAUAUGAUUUAUAAUUAUUUGUAGUUAUGUGUACAGACAGUUUCCUGGUAUAAUAAAAUCAAAUAGUAAAUAAUUUCAAGGUUUUUUAUUGAAAAACAAAAGAAACAACCUAUAAUUCUUAAUAUUUAUUAGAGUACACUCAUGGAGACAAUGCUAAGAAGAAGAGCUGAAGAAUAUACUCAUUUGGGGUCUUGUUGAGGUUCAGAAGUACUGAAAUGUUAUGUUAUUUUCUCAAGGUGUUUUUUGCGUUACAAGUAGGUUAAUAGGUUCUACAAAAGCUUAACAGAAAGUAGUGAUUAACUCGGCGUUUGCGACAAAUACUUCUCAAUUGUGUAUAGGGUACCAGCUGACUGUAAGCACUUUGUGUUCCAUUUUAUGCAUGAAUUGUUCUAUAUAAAUAAAGUGUAUUAUUAUCAAUGCAA